AUGACCAAGCCAAAUGGUGCUAUGAAUGGUCAUGGUCCGAUAAAACCAGAUGAUGACAAGGAUAAACUACCCGAAGUUCACAUCACAAGCCUCAAUGAUAAAGACGAAAAAGAUGAACUACCGAUCACUCAUUACAUCAAACAUGGACAUGAGGAUCAUGGUCAUGAGAAUGGUGGUUUUGAUCCGGAUGAAUGCCCGGAUGGGUUGAGAUCGCCCGCGUUGAGUCGAAGAGGAACAUGGAUGAAAACAAGGUCUCGCAAGAAUUCGAUGAAAUCGAUCAAGUCAAGAGCCAGCUCGUUGCUCAGUUUGAAAUCGAUCAAAGACAUGAUGACCAAAGAAACGAUUAUGACCAUUUGGAUUCAAAGCGCUUUACCGUUCCUUAUUGCCGGACUUGGAUCAAUUGGCGCAGGAGUGGCUCUAAAUCAAGCACAACAGUUUGCAUUGUUUGUAAAUAUCCCGCAAAUGAUUGGCUUAUCGACACCGAUUAUGGGAUUGAAGGGAAAUUUGGACAUGACAUUUGCUUCGAGAUUAGCGACAAUGAGUCACCAGGGAAAGCUGGACACAUGGAGUGGAAUCAAGAAACGCGUGCCGAUCAACAUGAUGCUUGUGCAGGCUCAAGCCAUCAUCAUCUCAUUCUUUGCCACCGCGAUUACCUUGGCACUGUCAGCCAUCCAGAAUGCUUUGCACAUUCAAGGAGCUCCAUCGAUGGACUCCCUUGGCUCACACAUUCCAUUGAUGAUCGCCACUGGUUUAUUGACCAUUUGCACAUCGUGUGGAGUCAUGGAUACUGUCAUGGCUACAAUGGUCAUUGUUUCUAGACGCAAGAACGUGAAUCCGGAUAACAUCACAGCGCCGAUCGCGGCCUCGAUGGGUGAUCUGGCUUGCAUGUGUUUGUUGGUUGCCUAUGGAUCGGUUCUCUACAUUCCCUAUAAUAGCAAUGCCUCCUGGAAAAUGGUUCCCUCAAUAAUCGUCAUCAUUGCCAUCAUCGGUCUCUGGCCUUUUUGGCUCUACAAAUGUUUGCAAGAUGAGAAAUGUCGAGCUAUGCUAAAAACUUCAUGGUUUUCCUUGAUUGCGUCGGCCGUGUUUUCAGCAUGUGGUGGUUUCAUCUUGCAAAUCUGUAUCAACUCUUUCCCGGAGAUGUCUCUCUAUCAACCGUUGAUGGCCGGAAUUGCCGGCAAUCGAGUGGCCGUUCAGUCUUCCAGAAUUGCCUCAAGACUCUUCACACAUCAUACUUCCGGCGAGCUGCCAAAGGGAAAUACUCUAUGGAAGUACACGUCGGUGUUGAGAUGUUACUUUUCAAAAGAUGAUGACUCAGGUGCUGCUAGACUUCUUUUGGCCACAGCCGUUCCGUUCCAGGCAAUUUUCGUCUCCUUGACCUAUCUGGUUUCCUACUUGCUGCACAAAGCCGGUGUGAUCAAUCCACUUCCGAUGAUCAAUUGGCAAUUCACUUUAGGAUAUCUCGCUGCCGCUUUUGUACAGAUUUUCAUUCUGCUUUAUUGCUGCCAAUUCUUGGUGUUCGCGAUGUGGCGGUAUAAAGUGGAUCCGGAUUUACAUUCGAUUCCCAUAUUGACCGGUAUGGGCGACUUAUUUGGAACUACAUGGGCUGCUUUGGCAUUUAUCAUAUUGUACCAGAUAACGCCGAGUUCCAUUAGAACAUGUUGGGAUGCUGAUGUGAAAUGCUCU
Molecule: messenger RNA, 1683 nt
Organism: Mesorhabditis belari
Lineage: Eukaryota; Metazoa; Nematoda; Chromadorea; Rhabditida; Rhabditidae
Source: the annotation of a GenBank genome assembly